Molecule: messenger RNA, 330 nt
Organism: Miscanthus lutarioriparius
Lineage: Eukaryota; Viridiplantae; Streptophyta; Magnoliopsida; Poales; Poaceae
Source: the annotation of a GenBank genome assembly
AUGACAGAACUUGGAUAUCUGCAGGCUUAUGGUCAUGAAGAUCCUAAUAUGCAUACAACCAAUGAGGCCCAGUUAUAUGGACAGGUGGAGCCUAACAUACAUCCGCAAGUAUUAGCACCAUCUUCUCAGGAAUAUUGGGUUACUUGGAGAGUUUACGAUAUCUUCUUCCUGAUUCAGGUUUACGGUAUCUUAUGUCGUUUGGCACUGGCUGUUGGCUUCAAUACUGAUUCAGGUGGCUCUUCAGUAGGUAAUGAGCUUCUAAUGGUGGUGAGAAAGCAGGUGUCAGCAUUUCAAUAUGAAGAUCUACAUGAUGCCAGUAGCUCUAUCUAG